Messenger RNA from Prinia subflava (tawny-flanked prinia), 1719 nucleotides. RefSeq names its product nucleus accumbens associated 1 (gene NACC1). Gene Ontology annotation, molecular function: protein binding; DNA-binding transcription factor activity, RNA polymerase II-specific; RNA polymerase II cis-regulatory region sequence-specific DNA binding. The record is from RefSeq and is a predicted model, not a curated record. NCBI's taxonomy places the organism in Eukaryota, Metazoa, Chordata, Aves, Passeriformes, Cisticolidae. Gene Ontology annotation, biological process: regulation of transcription by RNA polymerase II.
CCGCAGGCGCCCCCCGGCCCCCCGCCAUGGCGCAGACGCUGCAGAUGGAGAUCCCCAACUUCGGCAACAGCAUCCUGGAGUGCCUGAACGAGCAGCGCCUGCAGGGGCUCUUCUGCGACGUGUCCGUGGUGGUGAAGGGCCACGCCUUCAAGGCCCACCGGGCCGUGCUGGCCGCCAGCAGCUCCUACUUCCGAGACCUCUUCCACAGCUCCAAGAGCGCCGUGGUGGAGCUGCCGGCCGCCGUGCAGCCCCAGUCCUUCCAGCAGAUCCUCAGCUUCUGCUACACCGGCCGCCUCAGCAUGAACGUGGGCGACCAGUUCCUGCUCAUGUACACGGCGGGCUUCCUGCAGAUCCAGGAGAUCAUGGAGAAGGGCACCGAGUUCUUCCUCAAGGUCAGCUCGCCCAGCUGCGACUCGCAGGGCUGCACCGGCGACGACACGCCGGGCUCGGAGCCGCAGAGCCCGGUGGCGCAGACGUCGGCGGGCGCGCCGGGCUGGGCGGCAGCGGCGGCGCUGCCCUUGGUGUCGCGGGUCAAGACGGAGCAGGGCGAGCCCGACGGCGUGCAGUGCACCUUCGUGGUCAAGCGCCUCUGGGACGGGGCCGCCAAGGGACGGCGGUGGGGCGGUGGCGGGCGGGGCAACGGCAGCAGAAAAAUGGCCAAAUUCUCCGAGGCGGCGCCGCGCCCGCCGCAGCCGCCCAACGCCGCCAACGCCGCCGGUGCCGCCGCCAACGCCGUCCCGGCGCCCGGCGCCGACCAGACCAGCCCGGGCGGCACCUCCAGCGCCUACACCAGCGACAGCCCCGGCUCCUUCCACAACGAGGAGGACGAGGAGGAGGACGCGGGCGAGGAAGGCUCGGACGAGCAGUACCGGCAGAUCUGUAACAUGUACACCAUGUACAGCAUGAUGAACGUGGGGCCCCGCAGGUGAGCCGCAGAGAAGGUGGAGGCCCUGCCCGAGCAGCCCCCGCCGGAGCCGCGGGCCCGCGCCCGCCUGCGCCAGGACCUGGCGUCGCUGCCGGCCGAGCUCGUCACCCAGAUCGGCAACCGCUGCCACCCCAAGCUCUACGACGAGGGCGACCCCGCCGAGAAGCUGGAGCUGGUCACCGGCACCAACGUGUACAUCACGCGGGCGCAGCUGAUGAACUGCCACGUCAGCGCGGGCACGCGGCACAAGGUGCUGCUGCGCCGCCUGCUCGCCUCCUUCUUCGACCGGAACACGCUGGCCAACAGCUGCGGGACCGGGAUCCGCUCGUCCACCAACGACCCCAGCAGGAAGCCGCUGGACAGCCGGGUGCUGCACGCCGUCAAGUUUUACUGCCAGAACUUCGCGCCCAACUUCAAGGAGAGCGAGAUGAACGCCAUCGCGGCCGACAUGUGCACCAACGCGCGGCGCGUGGUGAGGAAGAGCUGGAUCCCCAAGCUGAAGCUGCUCAUGGCCGAGGGCGACUCCUACACCUCCUUCAUCAACGACACCGGCAAGCUGGAGCCCGACAUCAUGGGCCCCGAGCCCCCCUUCGAGGCGGGGGGCCCCGAGCCCGAGGGGGGGCCCGCAGGGGAGGGGCUGCAGUGACCCCCGAGCCCGCCCUGGGGACCCCUCCCCACCCCCCCCAAUUGGGGAGGGGGAGGGGACUCGGCCCUAAACUGGGGGACACCGCCCCUCCCCCCCCAGGAAUAGGAAGCCCCCCCAGAUGGGGGCACCCCCCAGUGAGGGCGUAGGG